GUUGGUUUCCUAGGUUUUCCAUAUUCCAUGGUAAACUCAACCCGGUCAUUUGUUUGUUAUGAAAGGUUUUUGACUACUGCCGAAAAACCAAUUUUCCGUCAGGAUUAUGAGCGAACUUUUUCUGUUCGACAAAACUACAUGGCAGAGUAAUUGUUAUGGUAUUAAAAAUGGAUGUACCAACGAGCAAAAUCAUCGACGUUUCGUGGAAAUUUGGAGUCACAGCAGCUAGCAGCGAGUCGGACAAAGUUGGAAAAACGUUUCUACAGUUGAGAUUUCUAUUGGACGAGGGUGGUGAGACAAAGAGUGUAUUUACGGAGAUGUCGCUGAGUCAAUUCUACAAGUUUCUCCACAGUUUAGAAAAAGCGAAAAACAGUUUAGACCUCUUGGUAUGACAACGUACAACAGACGAAAAUAAAAAUUUCAUUUUUUUCAUGUCAAUUAAAAAUAAGUUGUAUUUGGCAUACAGAAAAUUUGUAUAAAUAUAAAUAUACUCGAAUAAAAUAAUUCUAUUAUCACGUA
Molecule: messenger RNA, 519 nt
Organism: Venturia canescens
Lineage: Eukaryota; Metazoa; Arthropoda; Insecta; Hymenoptera; Ichneumonidae
Product: COMM domain-containing protein 7-like
Exons: 2
Coding region: 156-392 (78 amino acids)
Biological process (GO): tumor necrosis factor-mediated signaling pathway; negative regulation of DNA-templated transcription
Molecular function (GO): NF-kappaB binding
Source: RefSeq, a predicted model, not a curated record